Molecule: messenger RNA, 4080 nt
Organism: Anguilla anguilla (European eel)
Lineage: Eukaryota; Metazoa; Chordata; Actinopteri; Anguilliformes; Anguillidae
Gene: itgb6
Product: integrin, beta 6
Exons: 16
Coding region: 1235-3586 (783 amino acids)
Biological process (GO): integrin-mediated signaling pathway; cell migration; cell adhesion mediated by integrin
Cellular component (GO): focal adhesion; cell surface; integrin alphav-beta6 complex
Molecular function (GO): integrin binding
Source: RefSeq, a predicted model, not a curated record
ACUCAUACCUAGGGGAAAUUUAGACUCUCCUAUUAACCUAACCUGCAUGUCAUUAGACUGUGGGAGGAAACUGGAGUACAGAGAGGACAACCCUGUGAGCUAACAGUGCUACCAGCUGCACCACUGUGCCCCCCGAUCUGCAGAAUGAGAAGGCUGUAUAGGUAGAUAACACUAAUGUCAGUGUCAUGCUCUUCAAACCACACAUCUCUGCAUCAAAUAAAUUAUUUCGCUUGCGGUGAAGAUGAUCACUCAGUAUAAUUAAGCAACAAUUCACAUCAACCUUGUCCCAGACAAUGCAAAGAAAACGCACCCCAAACUAUUACAAAACCACCAGAACCCUUCACUUUUGGAACACAGUUGUUUACACUUUUUUGUUUACUACCAGUACUGUCUAGGUUAAUCUUGCAAUCUGUUCAGAUUAAUUUGUUUGGUUUCAGCUAACUAGAGUAUUUGAAAUACAUGCCAUUGUUAGCUGAUACCCAUAUCCUCGAGGUAACCACAUCACAAUUACUCCUAAAUGUAAACAGUGUCUUCAUUGCAAGACUCUUCCCCCUCAAAGCCACAAUGUCUGCAUGCAAACAGGCUGGCACUGCCCUGGAACAGGGGCACCAUUAUUUAAAAAGCUGUCCUGUACCAGACUCGGGGAACAAAGCUCUUUCUACAGACUCUCUGCCUGCCUGUGAUCCCCGCAGGUACAAUAUCCCAUUCUCCCUCGCUCCCUCUCUCCACUCUUUCUCUCCCUCUAUCAUCUAUUUCAUUGUCUGUCCUCUACCCCUCUCUCUUUUGCUCUCUCCCUUCUUUUCUCUCUUGCUUCUCGCUAAGGUGGAAAGAACCCUUGUUAGACAGCCCAACAGUCUGUUAAUUCAUAGGGAUAUUGAUUGUUUUGCAGUCCCUGAACAUGCAUAACUGGUAAUCCUGAAACAUACUGGGAUCCUUUGUAUGAGACUUAACGUGUCUAACUGAUUCAAAGCUCAAGAUCAAGCUCCUCACAUCAACUGCUGAUGCUGAAACCUGGCAUGAAUAUGUUGAUUCUUCCUCUGGUGAAUCCCAUACAUGGAAAUGGGCUUUAAUACCUGCUCAGUGUGAAACUGACAAAAUCACUAUUUUGGCCCAGAUAAGACUGGUGUUCCAAGAUGGCAUGAGUGCAGCCUUCUUGACCGUAGCAAAUGUACAGCACAGCUAUGUCUGUGCUGCACUUUAUAAAAGGUUGAGGCAAAAGCAACCGUGAAGACUAAUGGGGAUUGUACUUCUAUGCCUUAUUCUCCUGUACAAGGCCAGCAAUGUGGAAGGGGCAUGUUCCGCUGGUAGCGCGAUGACCUGCGACGAGUGCCUACGUCUCGGUCCACUCUGCUCGUGGUGUACACAAGAGAACUUCACAGACUUCUUUUCUGUCAGUCAAAGAUGCAAUACACCACAAUCAUUGAUGCAUAUGGGGUGUGCAGAGGAACUUGUGGAGUUCCCUGUCACCAGCACACUUAUCCAUGAAGAUGUGCUUGUUGGGCAAAGGGAUGAUAGUGACAACUUUACCCAAAUGUCACCACAGAGAAUCUCACUUAAACUACGACCAGGCAGCAAGGUCACAUUCAAAAUCAAUGUUCAGCAAACAAAGGACUAUCCAGUGGACAUUUACUACCUGAUGGACCUAUCUGCAUCUAUGAUUGAUGACCUUGAGAAGAUCAAGGACUUGGGGUCCACUCUGUCCAAGGAGAUGGCCAAGCUGACCAGUAAAUUCCAGCUGGGCUUUGGGUCGUUUGUUGAGAAACCAGUCCUCCCUUUUAUUAAAAUCACACCUGCACAGCUGGCGAACCCUUGCAGGAGUGUUGAUUCCUACUGUUUGCCCACAUUUGGAUACAAGCACGUGCUGCCACUGACCAGCAGCGCAGAGAAAUUCAACGAAAUAAUCAGAAAGCAGCGCGUGUCCGCCAAUGAGGACCUGCUGGAGUGUGGUUUCGAUGCGAUUAUGCAGGCCGCGGUCUGUGGGGAUAAAAUCGGCUGGAGAAAUGACUCCAUGCACCUGCUGGUCUUUGUCAGUGACGCAGACUCACACUUUGGGAUGGACAGCAAAAUGGCUGGCAUUGUUGUCCCCAAUGAUGGGGAAUGCCACCUGGACAACAACAAUGAAUACUCCAAGGCCACAGUCUUGGAGUACCCAACUCUUGGCCAGCUCAUAGAAAAGCUGGUGGAAAAUAACAUACUUCUGAUAUUCGCUGUGACUAAAGACAAGAAGACCAUCUAUGAGAAUUAUGCCAAUCUCAUCCCUGGAGCCACAGUUGGAGUUCUUGAAUCUGACUCACAGAACAUUCUGGAACUGAUCAUGACUGCUUAUAAAGAGCUGCGGUCAGAAAUUGACAUGGAGGUCUUGGGGGACACGGAGGACCUUCAGAUUGGCUUCACGGCCAUCUGUAAUGACGGGACCGCCCAGCCUGGACAGAAACGCUGCUCCAAUGUGAAAGUGGGGGACACGGUGUCCUUCAACGUGACAGUGGAGCUCUUGGAGUGCUUCGGGAGCCCCCGGCACUUCUCCAUCAAGCCCGUGGGUUUCCACGACGCCCUGGAGGUAGAGCUGGAGGCCCUGUGCCGCUGCGACUGUCACCGGCGGCGGGCGGCCAACAGCAGCCACUGCGGCGAGGGCCGGGGGGCGCUGGAGUGCGGGACGUGCGUGUGCCAUGCCGGGUACAUGGGCCCGCGCUGCGAGUGCACCGAGGAGAGCCUGCAGGCCAGCGACUGCAGGGCCCGCCCGGGGGCCGAGAUCUGCAGCGGGCAGGGGGAGUGCUACUGCGGCCAGUGCGUCUGCCACACCUCCAGCUUCGGACGCAUCUACGGGACCUACUGCCAGUGCAACGACUUCUCCUGCCCCAGGUUCCACGGGAAACUCUGCGGAGGCCACGGGCACUGCAUGUGCGGGGAGUGCUCGUGCCACAGCGGCUGGACGGGGGAGUACUGCAACUGCAGCAGCAGCGCGGACGCCUGCGUCGCCGAGGACGGCGAGCUGUGCAGCGGCAGGGGGAAGUGCGUCUGCGGGAGAUGCGUGUGCUCGGUCCCGGGGGCCUCCGGGGACACCUGCGAAAGGUGCCCCACCUGCGGGGAUUCCUGCAGCACCUCCAGGGGCUGUGUCGAGUGUCACCUCCAAGCAAAGGACUCUCCCGAGGAGUGUCACCACAAGUGCGGCGUCAUUCACACCUACGUCAACUGGACCACAGAAUACGAUGAGAGCCAGUCGAUCCUCUGUACAUUGAACGGCGAGAACGACUGCCUCAUCUCUUUUAUCAUCACUCCUGGGCCACAUGGAAACACCGUCUAUGACCUCAAGCUAUCCGACUGUCCGGAGCCGCCAAACAUACCGAUGAUAGUGCUGGGAGUGUGCCUCUCCAUCCUCACCAUUGGAAUCAUUCUGCUGGGAAUAUGGAAGCUGCUGGUGUCCUUUCACGACCGGAAAGAAGUCGCUAAAUUUGAGGCGGAGAGGGCCAAGGUGAAGUGGCAAUCGGGCACGAAUCCACUUUUUAGAAGCUCAACAUCAACAUUUAAAAAUGUAACGUAUAAAAGCACAGGGAAACAAAAAGUUGACAUUUCAGUGGACAAAUACUGAACUUCCACACUGUAUUUGGUGAAUGUGUAUUCUGGAUUAAGAAGCUGAGUGCACUAGUUGGGCGUAUUUUCCCAACCUGUGCAGACUUGUGUACUGUAUGGUUGCACUGUGUGUUUUUGUGAAUAUCCUCAAUGCAUUACUUUACAACAGGAAAACAUUUUCAUUUCAGACUUACUGUGUUUUCAGGGAAAAUUCAGUUCAAAAGCAAUGAGAUAAUAUGUAUGCUUUUAUUCAAUGUGGAUUGUUCUAGAUUUUGCUGCUUGAAAAUGUUAAAAAAAUACUACUGAUCAUAAUAUUUAACUGAACACUGGACUACUCUUAUUCUGUUGUUUUUGUACGUUUACAGUUUUACUUGGACACAGUUACAGUACACUGAAGAUGUGUAAUUUUGGUUUGUUUUUAAGGAUUGUGAAAGUGAAAAUAUUUAGAAAUAUAAUUUGUUUUUAUGAGGCUGAGCCUUGAACUGUUUUACACUGUAAUUUUUUAUUUGUGCU